UCUUGUGGAUGCCGAGGUUGAGGAAGAUCAUGCUGGUGUUUGGGCUGCUGCUGCUGAUACUGCAAACUGCUGCAUGUGUGGAGCGGUUCUGCAGUUUUACUCAGUCAGAUCCCUGUUAUGCAGCUCUGGGACACAAACUCAAUCUGCAGAUGGUGAACGCCAGUAAAUAUAGCCUGACCAUAAUAAAGAGAAUAAACAACAUAGAUGAUGCAGUUUGUAGAGUAAGAAAUGACACAAAGAGAGCAAAUGUAUGUGAUCUUUACAUAAACAGACCUGAAGUGAGAAUCAUUAAAGGGACUGUGAUGAUAAACUCUGUGAAGAGAGAAGAUUCAGGAAAUUACAGAUUAGAACUCUUUAAUCCUGACGGCACAGAAACAUCUCAAUAUCUUCAGGUGAAUGUUGAAGCUCCUGUUGGCUCAGUGCAAGUGUCAAUCAUCUGCUCCUCCAAUCAGAUGAGGUCAGUGUCCUGCUCCUCUGAGGGGGAUCAGCUCCUCUACAGCUGGACUCUCAAUGGAGAUACACUGAUGGAUGGAAACAGCAACAUUCAGCUUCAAGAGGAAACUAAAGGAGAAAUCACCUGCACUGUGAAGAACCACGUCAGCCAAGAAAACACGACUGUUAGCAUUGAAGACUGUCCUGGAUUGACUACUGAGGCUGUGACCUCUAGUUUGACCUCUACAGUGACCUCUAGUUUGACCUCUACAGUGACCUCUAGUUUGCUCUCUACAGUGUCCAACAACCCAACAACAUCAAACUGUGUGUCUGGGUGGUUUGUGCUGGUCUGGUUUUUUCAGCUGAUGACUCUGUUCGCUCUGUUAGGAGGAUUUCACAUCUACAUCCACACACAAGUCAGGAAAAAAAACAGAUCAAAACUUGAGAACACGGGGCGAUUUAGAGAAGAACACAGAGCAGAAGAUUCAACAGAUUAGCAGCAUCUCAUCACAACUACAAUUGACUUCAUGAUGUUGAAGAGUUUUGCAUGGAUGCACAGUUUAUUUUCAAAUUUAGAGGGUUUUUUAAUUUUUACUUUAGUCUGCAGGUUUUGAUUGAUUUCUCAUUGAUUAAUUUCUCAUUGUUAAACUUUUCCUCUUGGUCUUUACCUCAGUUUUGAGAUGUCUGGUGUUUUGCAGUUUCCUUCUUGCAUUUGCAUUUAGUGAUUUUAAUUUUACAAGAGAGAACUUAAAGGCCUACAAGUCUUUGCAUGCCAACA
Molecule: messenger RNA, 1210 nt
Organism: Danio rerio (zebrafish)
Lineage: Eukaryota; Metazoa; Chordata; Actinopteri; Cypriniformes; Danionidae
Source: RefSeq, a predicted model, not a curated record